Molecule: messenger RNA, 2744 nt
Organism: Mya arenaria
Lineage: Eukaryota; Metazoa; Mollusca; Bivalvia; Myida; Myidae
Product: solute carrier organic anion transporter family member 2B1-like
Exons: 9
Coding region: 205-2175 (656 amino acids)
Biological process (GO): transmembrane transport; sodium-independent organic anion transport
Cellular component (GO): membrane
Molecular function (GO): protein binding
Source: RefSeq, a predicted model, not a curated record
UAUUGUAAACUUUACGUUUUCUUUUAAUGAAACAUCGCUAUGUAAGCUGCACAGUAUAGGGCGUGUGAGGAUAUAUGUUUCUAAAUUAGGGCGUUCGGAACAGGUUCUUACAUAGAAUGGGAUAAGUGUUAAUACUCGGAUUUUGAACUUUACUUGAAAUUUUCAUAUAAGUAAAUUAUAAAAAAAAACACCACAACAUCCACUAUGGACCUAGAAAUGAAACCAGUGUGCGGUCUUGGCGCGUGCCAGCCGCGCGUGCUCCGGAAGUUUGCGUCCAUCCGCUGGUUCACGGCGUUUUACAGCGUCACUGGACUUUUGACGACAUCACUCAGUAUGUACAUGAUAUCACAGAUCACGACCAUUGAGCGACAGUUUGGGCUGUCCAGCACGAAAAGCGGCUACCUUAUGGCUUGUAACGACAUUGGCUAUUCCGCUUUCAUUCUAAUUAGCAGUUAUGUCGCGAACAGGGUGCAUAUUCCAAGAUAUUUAGCAGCUUCCACAAUACUCUAUGGAAUUUCAGGGAUCAUUUGUUCCAUACCCCAUUUCAUAUAUAAACCAGAUCCAUUAACAAACGUAAUUAGUAAUCAAACAUCAAUGUCAAGAAAAAUGGCUCCCCCAAACAUCUGCCUAAACACAAGUUUUCUGCAAAUGCCCACCACGACGCCAUCUGCAAAUGUAGACACUACCGAUAUGUUCGCGUCAGUAGCAGACGACGCUGAUUCCACGAGGAGCGCGGUUGCCAUGGCAUUUAUCGCCACGGGGAUGGUCAUACAGGGGAUCGGGAAGGCCCCUCGCUACCCCAUGGUGGGCCAGUAUGUUGACGACAACACCAGGCCUCGGGAGACAGGGUUCUACAUGGGAAUAAUUACAACACUUUCCGUUUUUGGACCGGCCAUUGCAUACGGACUAGGGGCAUUAUUCAGCAGAACCUAUGUCACACUCGAAGACGUUGAGCUGCAUCCCCGGGAUCCCCGCUGGAUCGGCGCCUGGUGGCUGGGCUUCCUCGUGUUCGGGGUGGCGGCCGUCAUAUGCGCGUUUCCGCUCGCAUUGUUCCCCGCUCAGCUCACCUCCCUGCGUCCACCUCCUUCCAGGACGCCCAAAAAAGACCGUCCCUGUUUCACUGUGCUCUGUUCGAACAUAUUCGGCAUUUUCAAGACACUAUUCCGAACGCUGAGCUACCCGGUGUUCACCAUAAUGCUGAUAGCGAGCAUCCUGAUCGUGAUGGCAUAUGGUGCCAGCAUGUCAUUCGGGCCCAAGUACCUCGAGGUCGAGUUUAAUGUUCCAGCAUGGCAGUCUAACAUUAUCAUAGCCGCUUUUGGUAUCAUCGCGGUGUGUAUUGGUAUAUUCAGUGGUGGAGUGCUUACCAAGAAGCUCAAGCUGUCCCCAUUCCGGUGCUCGAUGCUCAUGUUUCUACCCCAAGUUCCCACCCUCGCCUUGCAGAUGAUCACAAUGUUCAUCAAGUGUGACCAGCCCCGAAUAAAUAACUGGGAGGAACAACAGUCAAGCAUGUUGCCGUCGUCGUGCAACAGUGAUUGCGCAUGCUCGAAUGCGUUCCUUCCGGUGUGUGACGGUAACGGUACCAACUACUUCUCACCUUGUCAUGCUGGUUGCACCGGCGGAAGCUUCUACAAGUUCACCAAUUGUUCCUGUGUGCCCGGGGGUGAGGUCAGCACGGGGCUGUGUGAGUUCCAGGGCUGCAGCUCCAUGUGGUUGUUCCUGGCUAUCAACUUUCUCGCGACCGUUUUGGGAGCCAGUCUAAUGAUGCCAACUUUUAUCUUCACUAUCAGAAUUGUUCCCAACGAUCUAAAAUCGAUGGCUAUUGGACUUUCCGCUUUAGCGACUUCGCUUUUUGGUUGGCUACCGGGACCGGUGAUUGGCGGGAAGCUGGUGGACGCCGCCUGCAUCCUGUGGUCCGGCGGUGCCGCCACUUUGGGCUCGUGCAGCUACUACAACUUGGAGACGCUUAGAUACAAUAUGUACGGCAUGGCGAUCGCGUGCAAAUCGGGCGCCAUCGUUCUCCUUGCAGUUAUCGUCUGUUUCACGUGGAAUAUGCACAAAUGGCCAAACAAAGCAGACGAGGAAAAUGAAGUUGAUUUCGUGUACGAGUCUUAUAUCAAGCAGAAACCUGGUGCAUUGUUGGACACAAAUGGACUUGACAUGAAGGAGAAAUUAUGAUAAAUAUAUUUAUUGGAUUAAAUUAAACAUGUGUGCAAUAUAAAUGUAUAUAAAUUCCUAAGUCGACACACCAUAUAACUUAGACUUAUGUAAUAAUUUUAUAUAAUAAUUUUAAACGAUGUUUCUCCUUUCAUAUUUACAGAUCCUAUCUACAUGGAAACUACUUAAAGCUGCACUCUCACAGAUUGAACGUUUUAACAACUUUUUUUAUUUUUAGUCCUGGAACGAGCCACUUUUUGCAAAGAUCCAUUGAAACCAGUUAUAAAAGACUACUGACAAAAAAUGGAUCGCAGAUUUUUUUAUAUUUAAGUUCAAAAAAUAAUGUUUUAUGCAUUUUUCUUAAGCAAUUAAACAUUAAUUUUCGGACGGAAAUAUGAAAAUCUACGAUCUGGCUUUUUAUCAGCAAUCUUAAACUCUUUAGUUUGCAGAACUUUAUGCAAAUAUUUUCACUUUUGAAGACAAAAAAUAAACAGUUGUAAAAAUGGUAUAUCUGUGAGAGUGGAGUUUUAAAUGCCCUAUCUUUAUUAUUUUCCUUAUGCUUUGUUUUUACGAGAGCGCCAUCACAUAUU